AUGGCCAGAAACAUCACCAAGAAGAACAAGUGCUGCAGAGGACACCAUAAAGCAAUCUACAGAAAGAAAUCACGUUCCAGCACUGAAUCUGGCCAUAGGAAUUAUUCACUCUACAUAAACAGGGUCCUAAAAGAAGUGGUUCCCCAGAAGGGCAUAUCAUCUCACACCAUGGACGUCUUAAACACCAUGAUCAAUGACGUGUUUGAGCGCAUUUCCACUGAAGCCUGCAACCUAAUGUGUUACAGAAAACGCUGUACCCUCACCCCUGAAGACAUCCAGAAGGCAGUGUAUUUGCUGCUGCCUGAGAAACUGGCUAAGUAUGCAGUCGCUUUCGGAAAUGAAGCUGUCCAACGAUAUGUCCGCUCCUAA
Molecule: messenger RNA, 369 nt
Organism: Budorcas taxicolor (takin)
Lineage: Eukaryota; Metazoa; Chordata; Mammalia; Artiodactyla; Bovidae
Product: histone H2B subacrosomal variant
Exons: 1
Coding region: 1-369 (122 amino acids)
Biological process (GO): nucleosome assembly
Cellular component (GO): nucleosome
Molecular function (GO): structural constituent of chromatin; DNA binding; protein heterodimerization activity
Source: RefSeq, a predicted model, not a curated record